Messenger RNA from Chrysochloris asiatica (Cape golden mole), 444 nucleotides. It is a transcript of the gene FAM162A, whose product is annotated as family with sequence similarity 162, member A. Gene Ontology annotation, cellular component: mitochondrion. Gene Ontology annotation, biological process: neuron apoptotic process; positive regulation of release of cytochrome c from mitochondria; cellular response to hypoxia. The coding region runs from base 1 to 444 and encodes 147 amino acids. NCBI's taxonomy places the organism in Eukaryota, Metazoa, Chordata, Mammalia, Afrosoricida, Chrysochloridae. The record is from RefSeq and is a predicted model, not a curated record. The transcript has 5 exons.
AUGCAUCGGAGAAGAAAUUGUUUUAGGUUAUGUGAAAGAGAUGUUUCAACUCUGAGGCUCACCAGAAACACUAAUUUGAAGAUCAUCAAUGGAUUUUGCACCAAACCACAGGAAAGUCCAAAACCUCCAUCCUACUCUUACAACCACAGGGUGCCAUUACACAAGCCUACAGAUUGGGAGAGGAAGAUCCUGAUAUGGUCAGGUCGCUUCAAAAAGGAAGAAGAAAUCCCAGAGACGAUCUCGUUUGAGAUGCUUGAUGCUGCAAAGAACAAGAUCCGGGUGAAGAUCAGCUAUCUAAUGAUCGCCCUGACAGUGGCAGGAUGCAUUUUCAUGGUGAUUGAGGGAAAGAAGGCUGUCAGAAGAAAUGAGUCGUUAACAAGCAUGAAUUUAGAAAAGAAAGCUCGCCUGAGAGAGGAAGCAGCAAUGAAGGCCAAAGCAGAGUAG